Messenger RNA from Equus caballus (horse), 2026 nucleotides. The record is from RefSeq and is a predicted model, not a curated record. NCBI's taxonomy places the organism in Eukaryota, Metazoa, Chordata, Mammalia, Perissodactyla, Equidae.
UCGCGCCCCUGCCGCGAGAGCAAUUCUUGCGGCUUCCCUUUCUGGCCCCGCCCAUUCCCGGGGGGGUCCUUCUCCUCCACGGCCCGCCUUGAGUGCCGUCCGAAGAAUUGCCUGACGCCCAUGACCGGACAAUGGGCCCCGACAUUUCCCUACUCCUUUUGCUCUGCCUCCAUCUCAUCGCUGCUCAGGGAGAUUCUCGCGGAAACAUGCGUUCUUCCCUUCCCCAAGCACGAAAGCAGGGUUUCCGACACCGGCGUAUGCACUGGACGCCUCAGGGCGGAGCCCGAGCUGGCGCCGGUGGGCGGACCUUGCGAGCGGCGCGCAGUAUAAAGUGGGACGCGCGCCCGCCUGCGCACGCUUUGAAGAGAAUGAGUGGAGGGAAUCGUUAUGACACGGUCACUCCAAAUAUCAGAGUUUUGUGGUCACUCCAACAUCACAGUCUUGUUAAAGGUGUGUCUUCAAGCGGAGGAGCCACCCACCACCACCCCCUCUUGGAACCUGGACUUGGCUGGAGCACCACUCCGGCACCCUUCCGUCUGCAAGUGCUUUCUCCAGGACUGGAGCAGCCCCACCGUCCUUCGGUCCUCUGGCCGAGGCCUCAGGCUCCUGUGCCUCUCCCGCCCGGGGCACCUGUGGCCAUGGCCGAGGGCGCGCUGGCACCCAUGGAGGUGGGGCGGGGGGACCGCCAGUACACGUACACCGAGCUCCUGGCCAUCUCGCAGCGCUUCAAGCAGAACCCCAGCGAGCUCAUGAUCACCUGGAUCCUGCGGGUGUAUGACCAGGGGGGCUCAGCCCUGACCCUCAGCCCCGGGGAGCUGACGCUGCUGGGCGACCUGACCAGCGACACCGUCUUCAACUACCGCUGCAAGGCGCUGCGCGGCGGCCGCCAGCCGCUGCUCGCCUGGCUGCUCCUGGCCUGGCGCCAGCGCUGGGAGUCCUUCCUGCAUUUCGACUCCACCGAGCUGCCCUUCCAGCCCUGGACCACCAUGGAGGAGGGCAUCCAGCUGGUGCGCGAGCUGGGCAUGCUGGACUGGAUCUACAGCGAGCCGCCCCUGCCUGCCACGCCCGAGGACGGGCCCUUCACGCCCGGCCUGCAGCAGCGCCUGCUCACGGCGGCGCCCUCUGAGGCGCGGGUCUCGCUGGUCAACCUGCUGGUCAAGGGCAUGACGGUGCUGGAGGCCAUGAUGAAGAUCCACGCCCUCGCCGACGUCGGCCUGCUCUGGCGUCACAGCCAGCCGGGCGGCGCCAAGCUCGUGCUGGGGCCCAACCCGACGCACAAGGACCUCCUGGGCUGGCUCCUGAGCCACGGCGUGCCCAGGGAGAGGGUGGACAAGCAGCCCACCAAGGUCCUGAUGGAACUCUACAUCAGAGAGGCCAGGCGCAGCCGUGGCCACCCGGCCUGUGUGCUGGGGGACAAGCCGCCGCCGCCGCCACCGGUGCAUCGCAAUUAGGACCCCCAGGCCUGGCCUUCCAUGGCCCUCGGAGAGGAGGCGGGAGGCCACGUUCUUGGGGAGCCAACAGGGCAGGGGGCGAGCACCUCAAGGGCCACGAGUCUCCUGCACGUCCCCAGGACAGACUGAGGGACCAUUUGCCCGCCUGUUCUCCAGCCUACUGUGGGCAGGCCCCGACAGCGUGUUGGGGGAGCCCAGAGGGGUCCUCGCCCCCGGCCACCCCACGGGCAUCACCGGCCAGAACUGUGGAGGGGAAGGGGCUGGCUGGUGGCUGCCGGGUGUGGUGGCCCCUCUGGGUGAGCCAGCCCAACACAGCCCGGCACGUUUCAGUCUGUCUGUUGGAGCCCGAUGGGCAUGGCGGGUGGACCCCUCUCCCACCCGGGCCCGCAAAGCACUACAGGCCAAGCGGGGAGACCCCAUGGUCCGUGGCAUGUAAGCCUCUUGAAUUUUGUGCCCUUUUUCUUAAGGUUUCUUCAAAUGCACUGUUUUUACUUAGCGCUUUAAGCAUAGAUGACACUUAGUUUUAGGGGCACUCAUUUCUCUUGUAAGUGUUUUUUAAACCUUUUGGCCAUGGC